Messenger RNA from Gracilinanus agilis (Agile Gracile Mouse Opossum), 165 nucleotides. Its product is annotated as 40S ribosomal protein S29-like. Gene Ontology annotation, molecular function: structural constituent of ribosome; zinc ion binding. The record is from RefSeq and is a predicted model, not a curated record. NCBI's taxonomy places the organism in Eukaryota, Metazoa, Chordata, Mammalia, Didelphimorphia, Didelphidae. Gene Ontology annotation, cellular component: cytosolic small ribosomal subunit. The transcript has 2 exons.
AUGUGGCAGCUCUACUGAAGCCAUCCUUGAAAAUUCGGCCAGGGGCCUCAAUCUUAUCACGUAUGUUCUAACCAGCAUGGCCUGAUUCGCAAGUACAAUCUAAAUAUUUGCCACCAGUGCUUCCAACAAUAUACGAAAGACAUCAGUUUCAUUAAGUUGAACUAA